GUGAAUCAGGGACCCGCUGCCUCUCCGCAAGAACUAAAUUCAACCAUGAAGGUACUUGUGGUUCUCGCACUUUUCUCUGUCUGCCACGCCAACAUCCUGUGGCAGGAGCCUCCCAAGAGCAGUCUGGAUCUGGUGAAAGAUGCUUUCUGGGACUACGUUUCUAAAGCGACCCUCACCGCCGAGGACUCCCUCGCGCAGAUCAGACAGUCUCAGCUGGGACAGGAAGUGAAUACCAUGAUCUCUCAGAGCGCUGACACAGUCAAUCAGUACACCGUCGCUCUGCGGAAUCAGGCGGCUCCUCUGACCCAGGAGUACAUGAGCCGGUUCACCCAGGAGACCGAGCAGCUGAAGGCCCGCCUGGAGAAAGACCUGACCGCCGUGAGCGCCACUCUGAGGCCCCAAGCUGAGGAGCUGGUGGCCAGCCUCCAGAGCCAGGCGGAGGAGCUGAAGAAGGACGCCGCCGCCUACGUGGAGGCCAUGGACCCCGAGGCCCUGAAGGCCGUCGUGCUGCAGAGGAGCCAGGAGCUGAGGGUGCAGCUGGAUAAGAGCAUGAGCCAGCUGCAGGCCCAGAUGGUGCCCUACACCGAUGAGAUCAAGGAGAAGAUGGAGCAGAGCCUGGACGAGUUUCAGAAGAGCAUGGUCCCCCUGACCCAGAGCUUCGAGAUCCAGCUGAACCAGAAGACCCAGGAGAUCCAGCAGAACCUGGCUCAGAGAGGAGAGGAGCUGAGGGCCAAGCUGGACGCCACCACUCAGGACCUGCAGGCUCAGCUGGCUUCUCUGUGGGAGUCUUUCACCAAGACCACCCAGUAAAGGGACACCUCCAUCAGCCUCACAGCAAAUAUUUAUUUCACCUUGACUCAAUGUAUAUUUGGCUAAAUAAAAAUCCGGCAAACAA
This is a messenger RNA of Pungitius pungitius (ninespine stickleback), 895 nucleotides long. Its product is annotated as apolipoprotein A-IV-like. The record is from RefSeq and is a predicted model, not a curated record. The transcript has 4 exons. Lineage: Eukaryota; Metazoa; Chordata; Actinopteri; Perciformes; Gasterosteidae. Gene Ontology annotation, cellular component: blood microparticle; high-density lipoprotein particle; extracellular region. Gene Ontology annotation, biological process: phospholipid efflux; positive regulation of lipid biosynthetic process; reverse cholesterol transport. Gene Ontology annotation, molecular function: phospholipid binding; phosphatidylcholine-sterol O-acyltransferase activator activity. Bases 46 to 810 code for a protein of 254 amino acids.